This is a messenger RNA of Gastrolobium bilobum, 1697 nucleotides long. Its product is annotated as PHD finger-containing protein 1-like. The transcript has 6 exons. The record is from RefSeq and is a predicted model, not a curated record. NCBI's taxonomy places the organism in Eukaryota, Viridiplantae, Streptophyta, Magnoliopsida, Fabales, Fabaceae. Bases 84 to 1037 code for a protein of 317 amino acids.
GAUCUUUGUACUUUGGAGUUGCAUAAAGCUAAAGGAGUGGUAGGUUUUGUACUUUUCUCUGGAAUCUGACCUUUGAAAACCUAAUGAAGAGAAUUCGCUCACAACACUCUCAGUCUAACACAAUGGAUACUGUUUGUCUCAAGUGUGGCCACGAAGGUUUUCCGGAGACAUUGGUCUUCUGCAUGAAGUGUGAGGCUUAUGCUCUGCAUAGGUACUGUUUGGACGGGCCUGUGAUUUUUAUUGAUGAUGUUUUUUGGUCUUGUGAGGAUUGUGAACGAAAGGUAGCACUACCAUCUUCUCUUCACCAAUCUACACUUCUCUCAUCUGGAACAACUGACUCCAUAAUUUUGGUAAACAAUGCAAUCCAAGCCAAAAGAGAACUGAAAAGCUGCAUAAAGAGAAAGAAGAAGGCAAAGGUCCUGUUAUCUGAUAGUCGCAAUUCACCUGAGAUUAUCAACUAUGAAGAAGCAAGUGAGUUUAAAAAUGAGUGUGGAUCAAUUCCUAGAGAUGCAGCUAAUGAUGAUUUAAAUUGUGUAGGAUUAGAUUGUCAUGUUGAUGCACAGCCUAUUGCUAAUCCAAUCUGGAGGGGAAGGUUGAACGUAGGCCACAAAACUAUUGGACUUCUUGCCCAUUUGUCCAAUUUAGCAUGCUCCAAAGUUUUGGGGGAGACAGAACUUUUCCCAGAGGUGCUUCGUGCAGAUUUGUUUUACAGAUCCGAGGUGUGGCCUAAAAGUUUCAACAACGGGGGCCCAACUGAUGAGAGCAUUGCUCUUUAUUUCUUUCCUGAGAAUGAAGGAGCCGAAAAGGUGUUUGACAUGCUGGUUUAUGACAUCAUUCGCCUUGAACUUGCCAUAAGAUUUGUGGCUGAAAAUGCAGAGCUUUUAAUUUUUCCUUCUACUGUGCUGCUGCCAAUGCAACAUUGGAGAUUUCAUGAUAAGCAUUACUUGUGGGGUGUCUUCAGAAGAAGGCAAACUUCACUUGAGACAAAUGAUGCUGUGUCCAGAAAGAACGCGGAUCUUGUAAAGAUCUUAACUUAGCUUAACAUUGGUCCGUCGAAUACUUUGAGUAAUAAUGGUAGCUAUGGUUCUAAUGGUUAGUACUCGUGUGAUAAGCAUGAUCUGAAUUUAGAGUGAAAGGAGGAUGUGAUGAAAUUAAGAGUUGGAAUGACUAGUACUCUUUUUGUGUUUUCAUUGUUUAGGACUGAUGCUUGAAUGUGUUCUAAAAGCCCUUCUUAACUGCCUACACGGCGGUAGCCAUUUUGUACCAGUGUUGAUUUGUUAAAAUUUUGGUCUACCUAUAAUGUUUAUAAGUUUAAAAGAUGGAUUCCCUGGGUUUUUGUUUGGAUCAAAGUAUAUAAUAAUGUGUAUAAAUAGGUGGAAAUUGUGCAAUAUACAGUUUAAUAGGCUAUUACUAACUGAUGGGCUAUGAUUAGUGGGCCCAAGUUCAGCAAUGCAAAAGAGUCCAUAGUAGUUAGUUAGAGGAGAGAGAUGAUGUUAUAUAAAGUGAUUUGGGGGUGGGGUUUUCAGUAUGCAUGUAUUCAGAAUUGGUUAGUGGGAAUUUGAGAGACCUCUAGGGAACUCUUGAGCCUAGGUGUUUGGUUUGAGGGGGAGUUGAGGCUUUCUUGGGGUUUAUUUUCUGCAUAUUAGUGUAUGUAAAAGAGGCAUGACCUCCAUUAUCUCUAUAAUUUCAAUGUUAUU